GGGAGCGCUGCUCAUAACGGACCUGGCCACUUCGCUCGCUGCCCAGAAUGACUGUGUGUUUUGCGGCCGUGUAAGUGUGUGGUGCUGAUGAUGAGGAGUUCGGCCGUGCAGUUUGGUCGCUGUUUGUAGAAGCCUUCCAAGACAUUCCGUAAAUCGCGCGGUGGAUAUUAAAUUCUUUACAUGAAGAGAUGAAUCAGGCGUCGCACUCGCACUGUUUUAAGAAGCCGGUGAGCCCGCCCGUAGGUUAUGCGUAAAUCGUUCUGUAGAUAGCACAGUUGCUCUAUUUUCGUAAGCGGUAGCGGCAGCAGCGGCAGAGUGAGAUCGUGAGAGAGGGAGGAGCAGUUUGUUGGCUUUGACAAGGGGGAGGAUGGCAUAUGGAUUUGGAGAGGAUGCCGCAAAAAGCAAGCACCUCGCCGUUUCGUUAACAGAAAUGUUAAUCGCAACUGGUGGGCGUGUUGCUGAAGAACACUAAAAUAUCCCGUGAAACACCGGCAGUUGGAAUAUGCCAUCGCGUUUGCUAGUGGGCUUGGCCGCGUUCGUCGCUCCUUGACAAGUCAAUCAUUCGGAAUCGGAAUUCUGAGUGAAAGAAAGCGAACAACUGGGCGGAUGGUUUCAGCUGGGAAGCGCCGGGUGUCAUGGAGUUAUCAGUGGGGGCAAUUAUUUAAUCUUCAUUUUUAAACGGCCCGAUAUUUACGAGAAAUUAAUUUCACGAGAAGGGUGACAAAUUACUGUACAAUAAAAUGUACUCUUCAAAUGGAAGUUUGUGCUUAAAUAACAGUGUCAGUGGCUUCCAUGGCGCCUAAGGUUUGAUUAGUUUUACGCCCACAUCUUAAGCAGUAAUUAAUUGUCUUGCUAGGGAUAAUUUUACACAUUUUGUUUCAUAUUUAACGAGGCGGUGCAUUUCUCCCGGUUAAAGCACCGCUGGCAGAAUGAUGUGCGAGGUGAUGCCGACGAUAAACGAAGGGGACUCGGUUAGUCCCCGACGAGGGUCUCAGAACGGUUCCGAUUCGGACUCAAAUUUCGAACAACUGAUGGUUAAUAUGCUGGACGAAAGAGACAAGCUUCUGGAAUCUUUGCGGGAGACCCAGGAAACCUUGAUUCAGUCUCAGACGAAGCUGCAAGACGCCCAGCACGAAAGGGACAUUCUACAGAGGCAGAUUAAUUCGGCGCUACCGCAGGAGUUUGCCACGCUGACGAAGGAGCUGAAUGUGUGCAGGGAGCAGCUGCUGGAGAAAGAGGAGGAGAUCUCUGAGCUGAAAGCCGAGAGGAACAACACCAGGCUGCUGCUGGAGCACCUGGAGUGCCUGGUGUCCCGCCACGAGCGCUCGCUCAGGAUGACCGUGGUCAAGCGGCAGGCUCCGCCCCCCUCGGGCGUGUCCAGCGAGGUGGAGGUCCUCAAGGCGCUGAAGUCCCUGUUCGAGCACCACAAGGCCCUGGAUGAGAAGGUGCGAGAGAGACUGCGGGUGGCGCUGGAGAGAGUAACCACACUGGAGACACAGCUGUGUGCUGCUACACAGGAGCUCUCUGUAGUCCGGCAGAGGAAAGACAAGAUGGAGGGCGGGGACUCCCUGGACAAGAUGGACGGGUCCAAGCCCACCUGGAAGAGGCUCCCUAACGGCUCGAUCGAUGCGCACGACGAGGCAAGCCGCACGCUGGAGCUGCAGGAGCUCCUGGACAAGGCCAAUAAGGAGCUGGCGCAGAGCAAGGAGCGCGUGGGCGCGCUGACCUCCCGCGUGGGCGAGCUGGAGACCGAGCUCAGCACCUCCCGCAAGGACCUCCUCAAGACCGAGGAGCUCAACAACAAGUACCAGCGUGACAUCCGCGAGGCUAUGGCUCAGAAGGAGGACAUGGAGGAGCGGAUUACCACCUUAGAGAAGCGUUACCUGGCUGCGCAGAGAGAGACCACAUCCAUCCACGACCUCAACGACAAGCUGGAGAACGAGCUGGCCACCAAGGACUCGCUGCAUCGCCAGAGUGAGGAUAAGGUGCGGCACCUGACGGAGCUGCUGGAGUUGGCGGAGCAGCGGCUGCAGCAGACCAUGAGGAAGGCGGAGACUCUCCCAGAGGUGGAGGCGGAGCUAGCGCAGAGAGUGGCAGCUCUCAGCAAGGCCGAGGAGCGCCAUGGCAACAUUGAGGAGCGUCUGAGGCAGCUGGAGUCCCAGCUGGAGGAGAAGAACCAGGAGCUGGGGAGGGCCCGGCAGAGGGAGAAGAUGAACGAGGAGCACAACAAGCGCCUGUCGGACACGGUGGACCGGCUGCUGACCGAGUCCAAUGAGAGGCUGCAGCUGCAUCUGAAGGAGCGCAUGGCCGCGCUGGAGGACAAGAACGCGCUGAUCCAUGAUCUGGAGGGCGCGCAGAAGCAGCUGGAGGAGUUCCAUCUCACCAAGGAGAGGCUGAUUGGGGAGAUCGAGAAGCUGCGGGCCGAGAUCGACCACCUGAAGCGCAGGAGCGGAGUGUUUGGGGAUGGGGUACACCCGAGGUCUCACCUGGGCAGUGCCACAGACCUGCGCUUCUCCGUGGUCGACCCCCAGGGGGAGCACUUCAGCACCGGGGCCGUCAUCCGCCGCGCCCAGAAAGGACGGCUGGCUGCCCUGCGGGACGAGCCCACCAAGAUCCUGGCGGUGGUGGAGCAGGACUGGGACCGGUCGCAGCCCCCCAGCCUGCGGGCCAGCGUGACGCACCUGGUGGAGAGCGACCCCGAGCUGUCGGACCUGGACGACGACGACCGCGAGACCAUGUUCGGCUCGGCCGAGCUGCUCUCCCCGAGCGGCCACUCCGACGCUCAGACGCUCGCCAUCAUGCUGCAGGAGCAGCUGGACGCCAUCAACGAGGAGAUCAGGAUGAUCCAGGUGGAGAAGGAGUCUGCUGAGCUGCGGGUGGAUGAGAUGGAGAGCCGUGUGACCAGCGGCAGCAUGGACGCCCUCAACGUGACGCUCCGCCCCCGCUCCUCCAUCCCCACCUCCGUCACCGCCCUGUCACUGGCCAGCUCCUCCCCCCCCAUCAGCGGGCGCUCCACGCCCAAACUAUCGGCCCGCUCCACCGCCCACGAGCUGGGCAUCAUGACCCUGCCGAGCGAUUUAAGGAAGCACCGCAGGAAAGUCCUCUCCCCGGUGUCACGUGACGAGGCCCGCGAGGACAAGGCCACCAUCAAGUGCGAGACGUCCCCCCCCUCGUCCCCCCGCAACCUGCGGCUGGAGCCCAUGAGCUUCAGCCAGCUGAGCGGCAGCCUGGACGACGGGCGAGGGGGGAAGAAGAAGGGCAUUAAGUCCUCCAUCGGACGACUCUUCGGGAAGAAGGAGAAGAGCCGUCUGGAACAGCAGCUGGGAAAGGAAGGAUCAGUCACCACCGUGGCUGUUCCAGGUACUCUGGCUGCUCCAGGUACUCUGGCUGCUGCAGAUUUCGAGAUGGCGAUCGGGGACACCAUGACCCUGGGCAAGCUGGGGACCCAGGCCGAGCGGGACCGCAGGAUGAGGAAGAAGCACGAGCUCCUGGAGGAUGCUCGUAGGAAAGGCCAGCCCUUCGCCCAAUGGGACGGCCCCACCGUGGUAUCCUGGCUGGAGCUGUGGGUGGGCAUGCCCGCCUGGUACGUGGCGGCGUGCCGGGCCAACGUGAAGAGCGGCGCCAUCAUGUCGGCGCUGUCGGACACGGAGAUCCAGCGGGAGAUCGGCAUCAGCAACCCGCUGCACCGGCUCAAGCUGCGGCUCGCCAUCCAGGAGAUGGUGUCCCUGACCAGCCCCUCGGCCCCGCUCACCUCCCGCACCUCCUCCGGAAAUGUGUGGGUGACUCACGAGGAAAUGGAGAACCUGGCAUCCUCCAGCAAAGCGGAGAAUGAGGAGGGGAGCUGGGCUCAGACCCUGGCGUACGGGGACAUGAACCACGAGUGGAUCGGGAACGAGUGGCUGCCCAGCCUGGGCCUGCCCCAGUACCGCAGCUACUUCAUGGAGUGCCUGGUGGACGCCCGCAUGCUGGACCACCUGACCAAGAAGGACCUGCGCACGCAUCUCAAAAUGGUCGACAGUUUCCACCGAGCCAGUUUGCAGUACGGGAUAAUGUGUCUGAAGCGUUUGAAUUACGAUCGUAAAGAACUGGACCGGAGGAGAGAAGAGUGUCAGCAAGAUAUUAAAGACGCCCUGGUGUGGACCAAUGAGCAGGUGAUGCACUGGGUGCAGUCCAUCGGGCUGAAGGAGUACAGCGCUAACCUGCUGGAGAGCGGCGUGCACGGAGCCCUCAUCGCCCUGGACGAGAACUUCGACUUCUACAGCAUGGCGCUCAUCCUGCAGAUCCCCAUGCAGAACACACAGGCCCGGCAGGUUCUGGAGCGGGAGUUCAACAACGUGCUGGCGCUGGGUACCGACCGUCGGCUCGAUGAGAGCGAUGACAGGCCUCUCCACCGCUCGCCGUCGUGGAGGAAGCGGUUCCGCCCGCGGGAGGGGCAGGGCUUGGGCACGCUGCCCGGCUCCAUGGAAACGCUGCCCGCCGGCUUCCGCCUCACCGCCAUGUCUAUGCCCCCCUCCCUGGCCAUGGUGCCCAGGAAGCUGCAGCCGGAAGCCGGACCCCCGGCCCCUCAGAGGCUAGACCCCUCCGCCGUUCGGACUUACUCAUGCUAACCGCUCCAUGCUAACCGCAGCGCUCGCUCCACCAGUGCAUUCCCACUACCUGUAUGGACACAUGCUCGCUGCCUUUCGAGAGUGAAAUGCCAAAUGUGAAGAGGCCGUCUCUCGGCUCCUGGGAGCGCUGUGAGCGUAGAACCUGCCGACUGGCCCCAUUCUCCGACUCUGUGCAAUAGGGGAGGUGAAAUGCUGACCACUGAACCUUGAACUUUGAACUCUGAACUUGGGGGGGGGGGGGGGGUGCACUCUUGCGUACCUGCUGUGAAGGAGACCUCAGUCACGACAGUAAAUUUCCAGUAUUUCCAGUUACCUAGUUGCUGUAAGUGUGGUUCAGAUUCUCCCUGUUUUAAGCUGGUGUAUCUCGCCCUGUAGUCUGUCUUUCGUGGUAUAUAUCCUGUGUGCAUCUAUGGUAUACAGUAUAUAAGACCCCACCCCCCUACCGGUUAUGCAAGGUAAUAAUUAUUUUUUCUCUUUCUGUAUAUAAAAUGGAUGACAUAUGUUUUUAUAGAAAUAUAUAUGGAAUUUAAAUUAUAUUAUUAUCGUAUGAAGACUAAAGGUAGGUCUUAGCUGGUGACUGUUUCUGUAUGUUGGACCUCUGUUCGGUAGACCUGUGUUACCUUUGUCUGUUUUAAAGAUGACGGUGUGAGUAGUUGUUUCAUCUGAGGAGUAAUGUUUUGUGAAUACUGCGAUGACACUUACCUGUGGAAAUCGGUCAUUCCUCAAACCUCAAAGCGUUUAUUCAGCUCAAUUAUCCUUCCCCCUAUUUUUUAUAAAUGCAAAAACAUGAUAAAAAUAGAUGUUUCGCUGCUGUUCUAUCGAAUGGAGGACAGUUGGGUAUAAGAGGUGUGUAACCGGGGGGAAAAAGCAAUACUCUUUUAUAUCAGCUGCAUUGGGAGAUUUCAGAGCCUAUAAGGUGCUGUGAAUGCAGAGAAUCUCAUGUCAAAACCUCACUGUCAUCUGCCCCAUAGAACUGUGGGAAUUGUAGGAACCUCACUGUCAUCCGUCCCAUAGAACUGUGGGAGCUGUAGGAACCUCACUGUCAUCUGUCCCAUAGAACUGUGGGAGUUGUAGGAACCUCACUGUCAUCCGUCCCAUAGAACUGUGGGAGCUGUAGGAACCUCAUUGUCAUCCGUCCCAUAGAACUGUGGGAGUUGUAGGAACCUCACUGUCAUCUGCCCCAUAGAACUGUGGGAGUUGUAGGAACCUCACUGUCUAUACUGUGGGAGUUGUAGGAACCUCACUGUCAUCUGUCCCAUAGAACUGUGGGAUCUGUAGGAACCUCACUGUCAUCUGUCCCAUGGAACUGUGGGAAUUGUAGGAACCUCACUGUCAUCCGUCCCAUAGAACUGUGGGAGCUGUAGGAACCUCACUGUCAUCUGUCCCAUGGAACUGUGGGAGUUGUAGGAACCUCACUGUCAUCUGCCCCAUAGAACUGUGGGAUUUGUAGGAACCUCACAGUCAUCUGUCCCAUGGAACUGUGGGAGUUGUAGGAACCUCACUGUCAUCCUUCCCAUAGAACUGUGGGAGCUGUAGGAACCUCACUGUCAUCUGUCCCAUGGAACUGUGGGAGUUGUAGGAACCUCACUGUCAUCUGCCCUAUAGAACUAUGGGAGCUGUAGCUAACGUGCUGCUUUGCAAUAGACAAUGACAUUCAGGUUUGGUCACCUGUGCAUCUCAGUCAUGACACUUUACCAAGGCCUGCCCCUUCUCGCCACUGAGGGGAGGGGGUGGGGAGGGGGGGGGUGAAUCCCUGAAAGUGGAUCUGAGAUACACAUGGACUCUAAGCCCCUCCCCUUCCCCCUCCCCCAUCAUGAAUAUUAAGUGCAGACUAAAUUGAAGUGUGCUGUAUGUAUAUUCUUUCCCGCCAGUGUGUAAAUGAUAUUCUGAACGUUGUAUCGUGCUCUUGUGGCAGCUAUAAGUACUGUAAGUGUAUUUUAUGCCAAGUGUGAAUCAAAGCUGAGAAAUGAAGUCAUUUUUUGUUAUUAACAUGGUGUGCUGUAUUAAUUGUCCAACAAAUGACUGUGUAUAUACCUUUUUAUAUUUGUAUUAUUUAUUUUUAUUGAAUAUUUAUUUAACCAGGGUAGAAGUCACAUUGAGACACCUCUUUUGAGAGUGAACCCUGGAGCCUACAAGUCUGUGGACAUGACAUUGACAUGACAUUGACAUGACAUUGACAUCAUUAAAGAUCUAUAAUAAUUUCUUAUGUAAUGUGAUCAGGAGGCAAAUCUCAAUUCAGGAGUUUAUUUUUUUUAAAGUGCUACAGACCUCUGUUGUUCGAUGAGAGAACUGGUACGACUUUGACAAUCAACAUUCACACCUGCAAGCAGACAAGGACCCGACUCCCAGCCAGAACCAGGUGAAGAAACGCCCGUACUGACCCACCUCACCCCCAAGGGAAGGUUUGUUGGAGGUUCUGUGCCAGGCUUGCCUUGUGAAAAUGAUGAAAUGUUUAGUUUUUUUGUGCACAAGGACAUUUCCAGUCUGACAAUAAAAAAGGCUCUGGGCCAGUUUCCCAGACAUGUAUUAAGCCUUGUCCUAGACUAAAAAGAAAAAUUCAACAAUGAUCAACACUGAAAAAACAUGCAGUCUAAGACCAGGCUUAAUUUGUGUCCGGGAAUCCAGCCCUAGAAAAAUCCUAAAUUGAAAAUUUUUAAAACAGAGUGAUCGACUUCUGAUGACAAAGUGGUUUAAUUUCAUCUUUGAUUUUUUUAGUGUGAUGGUCGUUGAAUGCUUCUAGAUUAUGAAUAUUUGUUGACUCAUGGUAGCUGUGAUCUGCUGAGUUUUGGAGUGACCACUGUUCCCCAGGUGUAUAUGCCUCUGGAGCCCAGCAUGGACUCCCUGUCAGAUCCUUCCAGCGUUUGACCUGUCAGUCAUAUUUGAAUGACGGGACCCUGGUUACCAUGGCGUUAUGCUGUCUCUGGGGGGAGUUCACUCACAGGGGGCCAUUUGGCAAAGCUGCUAUUAUCUAUAGACCACACCCUUUAGUUAUAUUCCUACAAGAAUGACAUCUUGAUUUCUACACAAAAUGUUUGCUAAUUGCCACAGAUACUGUCAAAGCUAUGGUCCUGGAUUGGUCUGGAGAGCAGAGCUUUCUUUAAAAUAUGUUGGAAAUUGAUUGUAUUUUCCUCAGAAACUGUGAAGUUGAUCUUAUUGUUUCCUUAGCUCUGAUGUUUCGCUGUUUCACAUGCAUGCAAACAUUGAUAAUAAAGAAAGCUAUGAUA
This is a messenger RNA of Anguilla anguilla (European eel), 7831 nucleotides long. RefSeq names its product PTPRF interacting protein alpha 4 (gene ppfia4). The record is from RefSeq and is a predicted model, not a curated record. Bases 930 to 4607 code for a protein of 1225 amino acids. Lineage: Eukaryota; Metazoa; Chordata; Actinopteri; Anguilliformes; Anguillidae. Gene Ontology annotation, molecular function: protein binding. Gene Ontology annotation, cellular component: presynaptic active zone. Gene Ontology annotation, biological process: synapse organization. The transcript is spliced from 31 exons.